This is a messenger RNA of Epinephelus lanceolatus (giant grouper), 2825 nucleotides long. RefSeq names its product zDHHC palmitoyltransferase 2 (gene zdhhc2). The record is from RefSeq and is a predicted model, not a curated record. Gene Ontology annotation, molecular function: palmitoyltransferase activity. Lineage: Eukaryota; Metazoa; Chordata; Actinopteri; Perciformes; Serranidae.
CAUGUGUGAGCCGUCUGAUAUUUUGUUGUAGUCUGUACCAGUGAUCUGAGCAGGACGAUCAGAGGGGAGCAGUGCAGCAGCAGCAGCAGCAGCGGCAGCGGCGGCGGCGGCGGCGGCGGCAUCAGACACGGGCGGGAGGCUGGGACUGUAGGAUGUUGCGUCUGAGCUGCCGACUAGGCUGAUCAGAGCCGGAGCAACGAUGCAGUGACAGUCUACAGGAAGACACGGGGACACACUCACACACAUACACACACACACACACACACAAACACACACUCACACACAUAGAGUGAGAAGGAGGGAGGGAGAGUAAACAGACGAAUGCGCACGAGAAAUGAUCCGCUCCUAGACUAUGGCACCGUCGGGCUCGCGUAGUAUCAAGAAGGGCUGUCAGAGAGUUUUGUACUGGAUCCCGGUCCUCUUCAUCGCCCUCAUAGUGGCGUGGUCAUACUACGCCUAUGUGCUCCAGCUUUGCAUAGAGUCUAUUGAAGACACGGGAGAAAAGGUUAUAUACUUGCUGGUGUACCAUGUCAUCUUCAUCAUGUUUGUGUGGGCGUACUGGCAAACCAUCUUCACCAAGCCCAUGAACCCCCUGAAGGAGUUUCACCUGUCCUACUCUGACAAAGAGCUGCUGGAGCGUGAAGAUCGGGGAGAGUCUCAGCAGGAGAUCCUGAGGAGGAUAGCCAAGGAUCUGCCCAUCUACACCCGCACCAACUCUGGAGCAAUCCGUUUCUGUGACCGCUGCCAGCUGCUGAAGCCUGAUCGAUGUCACCAUUGUUCAGUCUGUGAUAAAUGCAUCCUGAAGAUGGAUCACCACUGCCCGUGGGUGAACAACUGUGUGGGAUUCUCCAACUACAAGUUUUUCAUGCUGUUCUUGUUGUAUUCGCUACUCUACUGCCUUUUUAUAACUGCGACAGAUCUUCAGUACUUCAUCAAGUUUUGGCUGGCUGGAGGUAGAGCACAUUUCCGUCUGAGAGAAUACCUGAACGGCCUCCCAGACACUCAGGCCAAGUUCCACAUCCUGUUCCUCUUCUUCUCGGCCUCCAUGUUCUCCGUCAGCCUGGCUUCACUUUUCAUCUAUCACUGCUGGCUCGUCUGCAAGAACAGAUCCACUCUCGAGGCUGUGCGCGCUCCAGUGUUUCGCCACGGCACCGAUAAGAAUGGCUUCAGUCUGGGCUUCAGUAAGAACUUCCGCCAGGUCUUUGGUGAUGAAGUUAAAUACUGGCCUGUUCCUGUUUUCUCUGGUUUAGGUGACGGGUGCUCGUUCCCAACCUGUCUGGUGAAUCUGGACCCGGAGCAGCCUUCAUCACCCACUGGCUCCAACCCUGCCAACAAGGGUGCAGCAGAAGGCCGCCAGUUCCCCUCCAAGCCGCUGAGGGAGUCUCAGAGCCGACUGCUCACCAGCACUCCCUCCUGGUCAGAGAGUGACAGUGCAACAGACAAAGACAGGAAGGGUGCCAGUAACCCAGGGAUGACCAUAGAGAAUGAAGCGUAACCAGAGUCACAGAUGGAGGUGACACCUUCAAGAAAAAGUCUAUGCCGCCCCCUCCUCAGUGUUUGUGCCUAUCAGAAUGUGACGUGGUGACAUCAUCAAUAUUUGUUGUUUUCCGUACUGCACCCUGCUUCUGAGAGGUUUACAUGACUGAGAUCAGACUUAUAUAGGCCUAAUUAUCAUCCGUCAGUAUUACUCUUAUUGCAAUCAGCAACAACUCCUGCUGCUAUCUGAAAGUUUUUGGGCUUCAGAACAAAUUGCAUUCCAACAAUCAUGUUUUGUUUGUAUAUGAAUAAGCACAGAGCAGCCAUGGACGAGAUGUUUUGCACUUUGUAUACUAGAAGAACAAUCUGAGCUGCUUUUGUAUGUCCCAGUUCAUGUCACGGAGACAGAAUUAUCUACAUGUUUAUUUGUUAUUUCCGUAGCUUAGCGCAGAGGUAAAUGCUGUUUUGAGUCUGCCAAAUGUUUGCACAUGAAGUAUAGAGUAGUAGUGGUGUUGAUGUGAUGUAACUGAUAUUCCUUUGGCCAUUUUUUUUCUUCCAGUGAAGUAUUUUGUUUUGGAGGGGGGAGGGGGGACAGGUGUUCCACCCACCAUGUUGAGUGUCGUGGAAGUUGAAUCGAUGCAUGCUCUCAUCUCAGGAUGUCAACACAAACACACCUUGUUGUAGUGAACUGUACCACAGGAUGUUCUCCCCUUUGCUUGGAUUUAUUUGAAAAAAAAAAAAAGUGUAGUCGUUAGUAAUUACAUUUGAAUAAGGGCUCUUCUGACUUGUUAUAGCAUGAGUGAGGACGUUGCUGUCACACUGUAACACCUGAAAGCUGGUGCUGAGACAGCGUGCGUCCCCUCUGCCAAAUAUCUAAUCAGCUGUCUGGUAGCAUAACAGUACACGUCAAACUGCCGGCCAAAAGCUUCCUGACUGUCUCUGGAGGGCCGGCACACCGGCCGCCAGCAAAAGCCUCUGUGUAAUGCUGCAGAUCUGUUCACCAUCACAAAGCAGAUACUGUGGAGUGUUUUUCUAACUCACAACAUGAUGUUGUGGAUGUACUACAGAGCAAAAAAACAAAGAUAAUCAGCUCCAGCUGCUUUGUGCAGUAUCUUUUCACCUUCUGAGGAUUCUGUCUGUUCUCGUCUCCGACUGGAAAUGAUUAAACCAUCACUGAAAAUUUGGUAGAAUGUAUGCUUGUUUAAAAAAAAAAAGCUUCAUUGUGACAGUCAGUGUCAAUCUAUAUUUUUCUAUUCUUCUGUCUGUAUGACUCAAGAGACAAUAUGGAUGUGUGAGGCAAUGUACUGUACAAUUGUGAUGCCUUAAAGAAUAAAAUGAGCUCAUCUUCA